GGGAAGAUCGCGAGGACAAGCCAAAAUUGCUUACUGUAUUCAUUCUGCUUCAAAAAAAAUCCCACCCGCGGCCCCCUCACCGAAAGCGGAGCGACGGAAGCGGCCGCUUGUUGCGCUGUGUGCGGAGCUUUGAGGCUGUCGACGGCUCGGAGCGCAAGAGCCGAAAACCGUCGAGCUCAGUGAGGCAGCCGCGGACGGCGGAGAGGAACGGCUGGACACGCUCGGUCUCCACCACAGUCGUGCCUGCGCGUCGUUCACUUGCCAUCUGGACGAGCGGCAUAUCGCUUUGUAAUAAAGAAGAUACUGACUGGCACAGUUACCACCCGAGGCAUGUUUUGCUAAAGAAACACCUAUGCAGGUUGAAUCUACACUAAUGAAUGUAGGGGAUGGAGGCCCGGUGAGCAGAGAGAUCAGUGCUCUGACUAAAACAUCCACUACUAUGGUUGGAAAUCCUCCCCAGACGCUACCCCCCGAGUUUAGAGGAGAUGUGAACCUCAGUCAGCAAAAAAAGACCACUCCAACUAAAGACUGUAAGGCCUUGAAAGCCUGCCUGGACACUAGCAUCUCCAACCACGGUCCUGAAAAUUCUCUGCCUCUACAGCCAAAUAAUGCACCAAUGUCCAGCUCAGUCCUCGGCACUUCAGAGAAGAGAGCAGACAAAAGGACAGAAACCCCUAAAGUCAGGGCUGAUGGGUCGGGGGUCUUCCCCACUUCUCAGUGGUCAAGCAGUGUAAAAUCCGGUCGGGAGGACUCUCUAAACCCAUGUAACAGCAAUGUGAAUUCUAGUAAGAAAUUGCAUCUACAGACACAGUCUCCGCAAAGUCUUGCUCCAGGGUUUCAGUGCUCUGCCAUGUUCAAGCCAGCCCAGCCUGUUGCCUUUCUUCCCUCCACUAAUUUCUCCCCUCAGCUAUGUAAAAUUACUCUUCCACCAGCAUUAAGUCAAAUCACGACUUUGAGAGAUGCCACAAGCAGUCAGUUCCAGAAAGAAAUCCAGCCUCAGGGCUCAGGUGUUGGAGGGACAUCUCUCAUGCGAACGUAUCCCUAUCCAUUGUCUGUCGGUCGGACUGCAGACAAAAAAGCAGCUGGAUCAAACCUAAAGCUCAAACCCAACCACUCUUCAAGCAAAACUACCAAAUCUCAAGGAGAGCAUAAAUCUUUAGCUUCUGUGGUAGCCGCACCAGCUAUUGCAUUGCCAUUGCAGCAUCCGUCAUUAACUUCAGCAGCGCCCACUCACUACACCUUGUCUCCGACAGCUGCCAUUUGCUGCGGUUCAACACUGGCCAGCAUCACCUCCCAAAGCAGGCUCCUGAACCACUUAGAAAAAACGAACAGCAUAGACAAGACAGUAAUGGCUGCUGUUAACACCAUACCGCCCACUGCUGCAGAGGACCACACAGCUUGCUCCGGUGAACAAAGAGAUGUACCCCUAGAUUUGUCAGCUAAAUCAAAACGUCUGAAAUGCAUAUCUGAUGCAACAGUUGAGCCUCAAGAGUCCAAUCAGAGAGAUUUUCUGAAUGCAAAGAGGACUCAUUCCACAGCUUAUUGCUCAAAUACACAAUACCCAGUGUUACCAAAUUCUCACAGAAACGGAUCCCAUCAAAAGCAGUUGAAUAGGACUCAGAAUCACCAGAUUACAGAACCCAAAGCAACAUGGGCAAAGGGAUCUUCACAAGACUCCAUUAAAAGUAUCCCUGGUACAUAUGUUGGUGUUGCUAGCCCCAUACUGGCUUCUACUUUAAGAGGCAAAGAUGGAAAGGGGACAUUUGCAGAUGAAUUUCAGAGCUUUGCUAAACAGGAGUUUAUAUCUAUAAUUGACCAAGGAGAACAUCUGGCAACGGGAGGGAAGAAGCCAUCCUGUCUGGUGAAGGGAAGCCAACAUGCUCACAGUGGGAAGCAUGUUAAAAAUACCAAUACGGCCUUAGCCAAGAACUGUCCCCCUAAAGGUGCUCUUUCAACAGCCCUGUUAAGCUCACCCAGUGCUGAAAGUCAAAAGAAAUGUGGACCUAACAAGGCAUCAGUGCCCCUCUCUGCUGCUGCUGUCAUUCCAGCCUGGCAGCCGGCAACCCAACUUCCUCAGCAAUCCAGUCCAGUUCAAAGAAAAAACCCUCAAGGAUCUUCAAAGACCAAAGGCACCACCGUCACAGAGGGGUCCAAGCUUCAGAGCCCACCUAAACCUGAGGAUAAUAAGUGGGAGAGAUUGAAGUCCCCUUUGUCCAACCUCGCUUCUAUUGUAAAGCAGCAAGGCCUGGAAACAACAGCACUCACGAAUGAGGUAAAUACCCAAGCUUCCCCUGGUGUAUCGAGAAACUCGGAUGUCCUCAGUCCACUCAAUGAGAGCAAGGAUCCCCAGUCUAAGCAUACUACCUUUGAAUACCCACCUUACUGGUCUGUGGAAAAAUGGCCAUCUCAAGGAGAAUUCACUCAAAUUACAAAAAAGCAUGAGGCGCUGAAUGCUACUGAACUGUCAGAAAAUAAUACCGCUGUUCACAGUAAUAAAGGAGAGCGUGUUGGCCUGCAAGCAAAACAAGGCUUCUCCAAGUCUACUGGUCAGGCUCCUGUCUUUGGCAGCAAUGCAUCAACUAAUGGGAGCAGGAUGGAGAGCAAACUUGCCCAGGUGUUGGAAGGGGAGAUAUCAAGGAGAGAAAGUGGGACAUCAAACGGCACCGCUGGUGAAAAAUUAGACGGAAUGGUUGCAUCCAUUCUUACUGGCCAGUGCAGAGGGGGGAAGGACACAACGGAGAAAACAGCAAAUGGUACCAAAGAAGAGAAGCCAACCAAAGCAAAAGCAGCUACUAUCAAACAAAAGAAGAGCAGUCCUAAGAAACCAGCGAAGGAGAAGCCACUAGCAGACCCUUCAAAGAAGGCUGCAGGGAAGAAAAAGCAAGACAAGGAGAAAACACCAGUCAAGGCCUCUGUGAAAAAAAAGAAGAAGCAAUCUGCACCUGCACUGGAGCAGAAUCUGUCAGCAGGAGAACUUUCCCCACAGAAUGAAAAGCCAAAUCCAAAGGACAAGAUCAGUUUCAAUGAUGCUGAACAAGCCACACGCAAAAAAACAGUUACAGAUAAAAGUCCCCCCAGCUUAGACACUUCAAUUUCUCCCAUUAAUUCUGUAACCAACAAAGAAGGAGAUGCUACAGAGUCCUCCGUCCCAAGACUAAGGAGAGGACAGAGACGGGCUGAUGAUGCCCGACUUGACCUCUGGGGCUUUGCCACGCCUUCCCCUCCCCCUCCCCCCAUGCCGCCCAAAGAUGUGUCCCCAUCGCCGCCUUCAACACCCAGCCAGCCGGCACGCCGCCCACGAGGAAGGCCUCGAUCAAACACGUUUCCUGAGCGCACAGUUGAGGGGAAGGGUAAAAGAGCCAGCACUGAGGCUGACACGCCCCGCCAUAAGAAACGCAGACGAUGUUCCAGUAAGAAGUACGAGACUGGUGAAUACAUCACAGAGAAAGACAAGCUGGGAGAGGGAGAGCACCUGGAAGAGUCCGCGGGACAGGACACUGCAACUCCAGCAGAUCCACAGAGAGAUCGGUGUCCGAGCCCAGUUGCCUCCAGCCCAGAGCCCCCUCCCCCACCCAAACCCUCAUACACUCGCUCAGGAUCAGUUCGCUACCAGGAGAGCGAGGAGUCGGAGCGCAACAACAAGCCCUCGGGAAAAAGAAAGUUCAAAAGCAAACACUUAAGUGACAGCGAUGAACCCAAGAGUAAGACCAAGCGCAGCAGCUCUGGUAAGCGCGGCACCUCCCUCCCGCUGGAAGAUGAUAGUGCUGGUGUAAAAUCACAACUCAUACCUCCACCAACUCCAAAAAGUUUGCCAACCUCUCCGACCAACAAGAAAAGCUCCUCAGGAAGGAGCAGCGGUUCAGACUCGUCUCCUAAAAGGCCCGUUCCCCCUGAGGUUCGCCGGCUGAUAGUCAAUAAAAAUGCAGGAGAAACUUUGCUCCAGCGCGCCGCCCGCCUAGGCUACCAGGAUGUGGUCCAGUAUUGUCUGGACAAGGACAUCAGAGAAGUUAAUCGACGUGAUAAUGCAGGUUACACCGCUCUUCAUGAGGCGUCUUCACGAGGCUGGACUCAGAUCGUCCAGAUCCUUCUCAAACACGGUGCGGAUGUCAACUGCAGUGCUCAGGAUGGAACACGGCCACUUCAUGAUGCAGUAGCAAGUGACAACUUGCCAAUAGUAUGGCUUCUCCUGAACCACGGUGCAGAUCCCACUCUGGCAACUUAUUCUGGCCACACGCCGGUCAAACUGGCCCACAGUCAGAGCAUGAAGACCUUCCUCACUGAAUAUUUCUCUGACCUGGAAGGCCGCAAAGAAAAGGAUCCUAGUUUACCCUGGGACUUCUACAGCAGCUCCCUGUUUGAAACCGACCAGGAGCCAUGCUGGGACUUCCUGCUAUCUGAGGAGAACCAGGAGCCAGAGGAGAAUGGAGACGUGAAGCCUGAGAGAGACUCAGACAAAGAUUGUCUUCUGUUUGAGUUCUCCUCAGAGCCACUAUUACCCUGCUAUCAUGUUCAGGUUUCACUGACACAGGGCUUCUGUAACUGGUUCCUCCUGGCAGACGUCCUGAAGCGGCUUAAGAUGUCGGCGCGGAUCUUCCGGGCUCGUUACCCGCACUUUGAGGUGGUGAGCCUGUCUCAUGCUGAGCUCUGGAAGCAGGUCUCCAUCAGCCAGGUUAGCUCUGCUUUAGCUUCUCCUCAAAGAAGCAAAAUGAGGGACAAAGACAAGGAGGAUGAGGAAGAAGGACCUGUGGAACUGGUGUGUUGUGUACCAGAGCUCCAGAGACUGCUGGGCUCAUCUGUUCACAUUUUACAAGAGGAGGAUGAAGAGGAGGAAGAAGAGACGGUGACACCAACAGGGAAGUCUAGGAGCCGAUAGCCUCUCCUCUGUUUCUCCCCGUCCUCUCCUUGAAACAGCAGGAAGUUUCUCCGUCCGAAGGGAUUAACUCCAGCUACAGCAAAGUCCUGACUCCCGACCUUUGACCUCAGACAUGGGAGUGGUCAAUGCAAGAAAGCAGCUUUCAGGUUCUUAUCUAUAGGUAUAUUUGAAUACAGAAAAAGACUUUUUUACUGACAAUGUGUGUAAAUGGUUGUGUAAAUGUAUAUCUUGCCAUCAGGGUGAACAUAUUUGGUUAUAUAAAUGAGUUGUUGAGGCAAGAAGAUGAUGAUUUUUGGACUUUUAGUUAGAGAUUGUUCCCGAGGGACGCAGCAGUUUUCACCAGGAGAUAAUCCAAGGCAUCUGGGUGGACUCUGGGGUGAAGCUGAGAUGCAUAACCCACCAAGGCGGUCAGCCCAGGUGGCCUCCCAGCCAACCUUAGAGAUCUGGAGACCUGCAGAGAUCGAUAUGGCACAUAUUCACCCUCCCAGCUCAGACACAUCACAUGGUCCGCUGUUUCACUUCAUCAUGAAAAGACCCUGAAGUAUCAAAUAUGUCUGUCUCUCCACAUUUCACUUACAAAGCCCUCUCUUUUGCAAUGAAGUGAUUUCAUGGACUUCGCCGCUGAGUUUGUUUACAGAACCAGGCAGAUGUUGAUCAUGAACUGUUACUGAACCUGUGGAGGAACGAGAGCCCAGAGACGCCCUCCUGACUGCAGCCACCACCGUCCCCUACAGUGUUCCCAGAGUGCUUUGUGUUGCAGUGUUUGAUUCACACUGUUUGUUGUGCUUUAUUUAAUAGUCAUUAAUAUAUUUGACCUCUUGUAUAUCUGAAAACCCUAUGUAUGAGAAAAAUGCUUUCUAUGGUUGGUGCUUCAUUCUGAAACGUACUCACUAAGGAUCCCUUUAUUCUGAGAUUAUCCUCCCUCCUUCAGAACCAGUGUUUCAAAAACAGCUAAAGUACAGUUUUAUUGUACUGGUGCUAAGAUAGAUUUUUGUGUUGACAAUCAACAAAGUUUUGCUUUGAAGUCACAAACUGAUAAAAGGUAUUUAAGGUGUAAAGAAAAGUUAAGUUUAGCAGAGGGGAAACGGGACACGGCUAGACUGAGAGGUGUGAGAUCCUGAAAGAGGCUUUUAUUUGAUUCUUUUAUAAGAAAUCAAGCAGAAUAAAGCAUGAUUGUGAAUCAUAGUUGUUAUCUCUGUUUGUCAGAUUCUUAGUGUUGGGUUAUUUACAGGUUGAUGCUGUAAAUCCAGUUCUAACAAAUCAAUCUGGAUGCUGCGUUUUGAAAGUCAGAAAAGAUGACUCGUAUUAACUUGUAUUAUUUUCUCCAUUCUGUAAAGUUGCUUUAGCUAAAACAGAGAACACGUUUUUAGUAAGUGCUUCUGUCAGCUCAGUCAACAAGUUAAAUAAUCUGCUAUAACCCAGCCCCUGAUCCACACUGUUCCUCAUAUCAAGCCAAAUCUGCAAACCUUUCCUCUCUCACAGCAACACUUGCUGCUUCCUCUUCUGCAAACCAGGUUUUGUUUUUUGUCUUUAAAACAACAUGAACCUGUUUUAAAAUCGUCCAGUAGGAAAUGUUAUUAACAGAGGAACACUGUUGCCGUGGGUGAGGAGACAUCCGUCCUCUUCUGAUAUCUGUAGACCUUGCUUUGGUGUUACUACAUAUUAUUUCCUCAUACAUUAGACUACUUUUUUCCCCCCUCUGCUUCCCCUUUUAUCUCCGAGUGUCACAAUAAUUACUAUGGCUUAAUAGUUGAAAUGAACUAAUCAAAGAAAUGUUUCCUGUUAUCUGUCCUCUUAUGUUCACUAGCUGUACUAGCUUCAUAAGCCUUUAUCACUUUGACCAUGACACAUUAAUCUUCGACACAAGUCUCCUGAAUU
Cyprinodon variegatus (sheepshead minnow) is the source of this 6751-nucleotide messenger RNA. RefSeq names its product BCL6 corepressor-like 1 (gene bcorl1). Gene Ontology annotation, biological process: negative regulation of transcription by RNA polymerase II. The transcript has 13 exons. Gene Ontology annotation, cellular component: nucleus. Gene Ontology annotation, molecular function: protein binding; transcription corepressor activity. Bases 353 to 4873 code for a protein of 1506 amino acids. The record is from RefSeq and is a predicted model, not a curated record. Lineage: Eukaryota; Metazoa; Chordata; Actinopteri; Cyprinodontiformes; Cyprinodontidae.